ACAACAAUUUAUCCCAUCGACAUAUAUUCGGCAUAAGGCGAUUGUGUUGGCAACAUGGCCAAAGUGUACAACGUCUUUUCUAGAUUGUGCUAGAUUAGAGAUCGCCAUUACGAAGCAUUUGAACGUCUCUGUCAACUAAAUUUUUUUGUUUCGACGGUUUUCUGUGAGAAUUUCUUGGUGAGUUAACGCACGAAACACACUAACUCGAGUAGUUUUUCAGUCGAAUAAUUGUUUAAGUCGUUGUAAGCGUUUUAGGCUUAGAGACUUGGAACCGCGAAUAUCCAAUAGAGGUAAAUUUCCCCCAGAACGACCUUUCACGUGAGCACAAACUAUCGUCAAACGUGUUUAACCGAAUCAAUAAACAAUUUCCCAUCAAUUUUUCCAUUAAAGCGUAGGUGGAAUAAACAGUUAGGUUUCUGGUUAGGUUAGCGUGGUUAUAAAACUUGUUUUCCGCGUGUUACACUAGAAAAUACGCAUAUCAAUGGGCUCGGCUAUUUGUGAAAAAAGUUGCUUAGUUCUGUUUGCAAACAAACCGAGAUAGUGAUCAGGAGAUAACUGAUAUCAGUUAUCCAAAUGCCAUACAUUCUAGUCAGAGGUAAUCUAGCUGCAUAUGGCCAGAGAUAUCCUUGGAGGGUGUUGGUCUCGGGGCUGAAAGCUGGAGAUAUUGAACAGCUAAAUCGGUUUGCUUCUGGUGGUUACUGUGACGACUCUACUAUUGUAUACAUGCAACACCCUUGCGUUAUUCUUACAGCAUUGGAAGUUCUAGGCUAUACUGUGGUGGCUUCAUCAAGCACAAGUGUAAAACAAGACUACAACGAGUAUAUGUGGACUAUGAGAAGAGAGUUUGCUGAGCCUGAUCCUGCCACCAUAUCUCCAAUUAAAGAGUCGGAAAAAGCUCCACUAGAGAAAGGAGAAGUGUAGUAAGGCUUCCUACCCCGCUAGUAAACCAGCACAGAAAACAAGUGUCAAAUAACCACUUAGCACCACUAUGGAAAUACCCGCGAGCCUUUUAAUGUCUUCAGGAACCUAUGCUUAUGUAGCAGUAAAAGCUUCCGUCCAUGCCUCAGACAGCUCAGUGUUUGGCCUGAAUGGCGAUGAAAUCAAAGCUCUAGUAAAACGCUUUUCUGACUACCGCAAGGGUGUCAUUAAUGGGGUUUUGCUCAAAGCCUGUCCAUUGGAUGUGGUCAACGCUUUGGGGCAACUUGGCUAUCGAGUGGUUGCCACCACGGGAGAAGCCGAAGUAAUUUGGACCAUGCAAAGAGAUCUUUAAGUUGACUUCAUCAGCACAGCUAAAUCGCUAAACGAGAAGAAAACUGCUUUAACUUGAGAACUUGUACUGUACAGAUUUAUAAAAUCAACGGAAAAUUGCACAUAUGUGAGUUCCAUCUUGAAGACAGCAAUGAAGUAUUCCCUUCAAGUGAAAGAAUAUUUUAUCAAUACGAUACCUUUACGUGAUAAUCUCGUUGUUGUGAACAGUGGAAAACCGCCUUUUUCGUCAAAACGUUUUGUAAAAUUAAAUAAUUUCGAAAUGUAGGGAAUAACUUACACCGUGAAUUCCGUGGCAAUAAUACGUUUCUUCUUGCAGUUUAGCUCUUAAAAUCGCUUUCACCCGCUAGGAAAUGCACUAAUAAUAAUUAAAUGUUAACUUAAGAUAUUGUAUAUACUUUCCUGACUGUGUUUCAAUUCCAAAUCAAAUUCAUUCCUGCGUUUCAGUCAUUUCUUGUCUCUAUUUAUCUAUCAACAUACCAAAUUUUUGCCGAGCAAGAAAAUGCAUGCCAAGGCUUAAAGCAGCAACAACGCUACACAUAAAAACUGAUGAUGGUGGAAAAAUACACCGAAACGUAUUUUGAUAAAUAAAUAGAGACAAUAAAUGACUGAAACCGAGGAAUAAAUUUGAUUUGAACUUAAGAUAUAAAAAAGCUGUAAGUAUUGUACAACUACAACAAAGAAUUUGCACGGAAUUCACGAUGCUUCUCUCAACUGUUUUAUCUAAUAUAAUAUUUCAUCGCUGUGAAUCGCUUCAAUUUUUACAACACUUUUUUGGUUUUUUUCCCAGAAGUGACUCUUUCAUAUAGUAGUGCGAAGAAUAUUUAACAAAAUUCAGCAAAGCUGGAUUUGAUUUAAAAAAAAAUGCACGAUGUUCAGCCGUUUUCUUCUUAUCGAUAGAUCAAAUAGCCUUGCCCGAUAUGUAAUUACAAUUUUACUAGAUAUAGCUUGAGUUUACCAUUAAUAGGGUAGCAAUUAUUUACACACAUGCAAACAUAUACAUAGUAGAAAAUAAAAUUGUAAACUAUCAGAUAUUUUCAUAUAUUAGCUUUGAUACGUAGAGGCAGUUUGUAAUAACGUUCCAAAUAUGGAACAGUAGGUAUAUUUAGUAAUAUUUUAACAAUUACAUGACAUUGUCCAAUACCAAUAGAAAAAUGUUUGCAUCCUCAUAAGCAUUGAUAUUGUGUACUUACCUACUUAUGAUUUAUUUAGUGGUUUGAUUUUAUGUAUGCUGCACGCUGUGAUUGUCUUGUAACUGAUAUUAUAUAAGCUCAUUGAUAUGGUUUUUGUCCGAACUUUGUUAUACGAAAGUUGUGCAUCUAAUUAAGAAUUUAUAUCACUGAAACCUAGAGGCAAUAAAUUAGCGAGCUUUUAUGACAAUUGGA
Dendroctonus ponderosae (mountain pine beetle) is the source of this 2651-nucleotide messenger RNA. RefSeq lists its product as uncharacterized. The transcript is spliced from 2 exons. Bases 574 to 921 code for a protein of 115 amino acids. NCBI's taxonomy places the organism in Eukaryota, Metazoa, Arthropoda, Insecta, Coleoptera, Curculionidae. The record is from RefSeq and is a predicted model, not a curated record. Gene Ontology annotation, biological process: negative regulation of biosynthetic process.